AUGACGACCAGAUACAGAGUAGAGUAUGCUCUGAAGACUCACAGGAGAGAUCAAUUCAUCGAAUGGAUCAAAGGGCUCCUCGCCGUCCCCUUCGUCCUCUACUCUCAACCCACCGGAGUAUUCGACACAAACACAACAAACGUGGACCGCAUGCGCGAAGAAGCUCACCGCCGCUACGCCGAGAUCUUCCGUGACGUCGAGCACAUGAUUGACGACCACAUCGGCCGCCAAAACGAGACAAACAACCUCCCCUCGAAACUAAAGAUGCUUGUCCCCAGCGCGGGGCCCUUCUUCACCCGCCUGCCCCUCGAGGCGGCCUUCAACCACAUGGAUAGCAAGCGGUAUAUCUCCUCGCGCCGCUACGUCUCGCCCUCGUUCAACGACGUCCGUCUCAUCCUCAACUCGGCCCAGAUCAUGGCCGUCACGGCUGGGUCGCUGCAGCUCGUCACCUUCGAUGGUGAUGUCACGCUCUACGACGACGGCGAGAACCUGGAACCCUCCAGCCCCGUCAUCCCCCGUCUCCUCGACCUCCUCCGCAAAGACAUCAAAAUCGGCAUCGUGACAGCCGCGGGCUACACCACCGCAGACCGCUACUACGCCCGCCUCCACGGCCUCCUCGACGCCAUCGCCGCCUCGGAAACCCUCACCCCAACCCAAAAAGAAUCCAUCGUCAUCAUGGGCGGCGAGGCCAACUACCUCUUCGAGUACUCCGCCGCCUCCCCGCACCGCCUCGCCCCCGUGCCGCGCGACCGCUGGCUGACGCCCGAGAUGGCCGCCUGGUCCGCCGACUCCAUCGCCGCGCUCCUCGACGUCGCCGAGGCCGCGCUGCAGGACUGCGUCAAAACCCUCAACCUACCCGCCACCAUCCUCCGCAAGGACCGCGCCGUCGGCAUCAUCCCCACCGACCCCGCGCUGCGCAUCCCCCGCGAGUCGCUCGAGGAGACGGUCCUCGUCGUGCAGAAGAUCCUCGAGCUCUCGGCGCUCGGCAGCCCCAACGCGCAGGCGGAGGCGGGGGAGCAGCACGGCGGCGCGGGGCGUCCUGGCGUGCCGUUCUGCGCGUUCAACGGCGGCCGCGACGUGUUUGUGGAUAUCGGCGACAAGUCGUGGGGCGUGACGGUGUGUCAGCGGUGGUUCGCCGCCAAGGCCGGGCAGGCGGACAGGCCCAUCGCCGGGGAGAACACGCUGCACAUUGGCGAUCAGUUCUUGAGCGCCGGCAGCAACGAUUUCAAGGCGCGGUCUGUGGGAACGACGGCGUGGAUUGCGUCGCCGGCUGAGACGACGGAGUUGCUUGACGAUCUGAACGAGCGGGUUUAG
Molecule: messenger RNA, 1314 nt
Organism: Colletotrichum chrysophilum
Lineage: Eukaryota; Fungi; Ascomycota; Sordariomycetes; Glomerellales; Glomerellaceae
Gene: ISN1
Product: IMP 5'-nucleotidase
Exons: 5
Coding region: 1-1314 (437 amino acids)
Biological process (GO): nucleotide metabolic process; inosine salvage; nicotinamide riboside biosynthetic process
Molecular function (GO): magnesium ion binding
Source: RefSeq, a predicted model, not a curated record